This is a messenger RNA of Prinia subflava (tawny-flanked prinia), 3170 nucleotides long. It is a transcript of the gene ZFAND5, whose product is annotated as zinc finger AN1-type containing 5. The coding region runs from base 21 to 977 and encodes 318 amino acids. Gene Ontology annotation, molecular function: zinc ion binding; DNA binding. NCBI's taxonomy places the organism in Eukaryota, Metazoa, Chordata, Aves, Passeriformes, Cisticolidae. The transcript has 6 exons. The record is from RefSeq and is a predicted model, not a curated record.
GGAGGAGCCGCGUCCGCCGGAUGGGCUGGGCUCCUCCCUCCUCCUCCUCCUCCUUUUCCUCCUCCUCCUCGUCGCCGUCUUCUUCUUCCCCCUCCCCACCAACCCGCCUCCAGCCGUUUCCCGCCGCCCUGCUUCCACGCACGGCGGGUCCCGCCUCGCGCCGCUGCCGACACGGCCGCCGCUGCCGCUGCGGGAACAAAGGAGCGAAGCGGCGGCGGCGCGGCCGCCAGCCCGGCGCCCCCCGCAACCCGCGCUCUCCCCGCGGCCGCCCGGAGCUAUCCGUGGCGCCUUCUCCGGCACCCGCCGCGGGGUUUGUGGCCCCCGCCGGGAACAGCAUCGAGAUGACUCAGGAGACAAACCAGACCCCAGGGCCUAUGCUGUGUAGUACAGGAUGCGGAUUUUAUGGAAAUCCUAGGACAAAUGGGAUGUGUUCUGUUUGCUACAAAGAACAUCUUCAGCGACAGCAGAAUAGUGGUAGAAUCAGCCCAAUGGGAACAACCAGCGGUUCAAACAGUCCUACCUCAGACUCUGCAUCUGUACAGAGAGCAGACACUAGCCUAAACAACUGUGAAGGUGCUGCUGGCAGCACAUCUGAAAAAACAAGAAACGUGCCUGUUGCCGCUUUGCCUGUAACACAGCAAAUGACAGAAAUGAGUAUUUCAGGAGAGGAGGAAUUAAAACCGAAAACAGAGACUGAGCCAGUUGUUACUCAACCAAGCCCAUCAGUUUCUCAGCCUGGUACUUCAGAGAGUGAAGAGAGAGCUCCUGAACUGCCGAAACCAAAGAAGAACAGAUGUUUCAUGUGCAGGAAGAAGGUUGGUCUUACAGGAUUUGACUGCCGAUGUGGAAACCUAUUUUGUGGACUUCACCGUUAUUCUGACAAGCAUAACUGCCCAUAUGAUUACAAAGCAGAAGCUGCAGCAAAAAUCAGAAAAGAGAAUCCAGUUGUGGUAGCUGAAAAAAUUCAGAGAAUAUAAAUUAAUCUGCUUGUGAAAAGACUGACUGACUUUUUGUGGGGCUUUUUUUUCAAUACAUCCUAAAAAACAUGAUAAGAGCAGGUGCAUGGUCAUUUUCCUUUGUUUUCCAAAGUUUUCUUCUAGUCCUGUCUAAAUGAUACUUCAAAUGUUUGGGUGUUUGUUACAGGCAGAAUUGGAUAGAUACAGCCAUUGAAAAUAUAUAUGCCCUCCGCAGAGUAGAUGGAUGAUCAGAAGCCUGCACAGGAAUAUACAUGCGCAGAGACAGAUACUAGUUCACAUGUGCCAAACAGAUGUAUACAAUCUGCAUGUGUGCAGCAGCUCUGCCUUUUGAGAUGUGCAUGAGAUAUUUAAUGUUCGGCUAGUGUUAUAUGCCUGUUUUGGAGAAGGAUACAUCAAAACAGUUGGCAGUCUACUUCCAUCAUUUAAAAUCUCAUUCUACUUUUAGUUGCCACACUCCAUUUUAGUUUUCCAGCAGAAUGCAAGCUGUGUAGAGGGGUCUACCAUCCCAGUAAGAUGAGUGUUGGUGCCAUAUUUGAGUCACUUAACAACUGCACUGAGAAAAAUAAAUCAUAUACUGAGAAGAAAAUUGUUUUAUAAAAGAUCACAUUAUCUUUAAAAUCUCGGAAAAAAGUUCCCAAAGGAAACGUCUCAUUAGGAGCUUAUGAACUGACCUGCAACAGAGUUGUCUGCUUUUCCUUGCCUAGCUAAAAGUGUUGUGUAGCACAAUAUUGUAAGAUUGGUUUUCAAAAAACAGUUACAAAUGUUUCUAGAGGUAUCACAGCAUCUCUAUCAAGCAAUACAGGUUUAAAUAAGUUGCUGAAACACUAGAGCAGUUUAUUAUUCAUGUACUACUUAUGUUCUGUGUGUUCCAAGUUCAGAAGAAUAUUAGGAAUUCAUUUUUCUAGUUUUAAAUGUAACAGUUGCACUGUUCUGCAUGGAAAACCAUACCUAACAUGGCUGCUGUAGACUUAAAUGGUAGCUGGAACCACUCUUGGAGGGCUGCUUUAUCAUUUUUAAUUGUACUUGGGUAUAGGACUGUAGUGUUCUUGGGUGUAUUGCAUGGGCUGCGUUAUCUACGGCAUUGUACAAUAACAACUCUAGAAAAGGCAGUAUUCUUCACUGAUGCUUGUCUGGUAAUAUAUAUCACUUCUGUGUUAUAAUGGAAGGGGUUUUUGUGAUGUAUGAAAUUUGGUUUUUUAUAUAAACAAAUACGGUUUAGACUAGUGUUGUGGUAAUGCCUGUUGUCAUUUGUAAAUAGUUACAUACUUACACAAGGCACUACUUCUGACCUGAUUUUUGUUGACAGUGUUAAGUCUUGGUUUUUACUUCACUAUUAAAAGCGUCAGGUUUUCGCUUCUAACUUUGUUCUUCUGAGUUACUAGAUAUGCAAACAUGUACAGAUAGUUCAUAUUUAUGUAUUGCACAUAAGCUACCCAGCAUCUAUGCUAUAUCGUAUUAUGUAAAUAAUGUACAGAAGGAAAUACUUCCUUUUAUGAUAGUUCAUUGGUUGUAGUUCUUGCUGUAAUGAGAAUGUAACCUUGUAGAGACUGAAGUGCAAAGCUUAAUAUAAGUUCUUACUGAUGUUGUCUUAUGCAUAAGCUUCCUAUGUCUUUAUUUGGGUAUAUGAGGUUUUUUUGAGGCAAAUUGCAUGAGCAACUGGAAUACAGGUAACUACUUGAUGACCGGAUGAAAAUGCCAGCAAACAACAAUGUGCUUUAAAGGGAGAAAAGGAAAGUAUUAGCAGUGAACCUACUAACUUUCUUCCAGUGGAUCUGUCGUGAUAGAGCCAGUACACUGACUGAAUUGUUUUGUCCACGUCCUCACCAGCAGACUUUGGCAGAGUUACUGUCAGCGUCUUCAACCAAAUAUAGGUGUAUUUGUUGGUACUUCAUUAAAAGUACCUGGUUUGUCUUUUCCAGUGGGAAGGAAAAGGAUGCAGUACACAGCACAUGUUGCAAUGAAGGAAGACGUCUUCAAUACCGGAUGGUUGUAAAAAUUGCUUGUAUCAGAAGUGGAUAAUGUGUAUCCCACCAGUCAGUUGGUAGUCAACGUGAUAAGCUAAAAAUCCAGCCACUGUGUGUACCUCCAGUAAGGGAACACAGCCAUGCUCUGGGACUUCAUCAUGGAACUGCUUUAAAACACCAAAAUUAAAGUAUUUCUACCUUUUGUAUUAAAUCAACAUCGGCAACUCGA